This is a messenger RNA of Cuscuta epithymum, 1216 nucleotides long. Lineage: Eukaryota; Viridiplantae; Streptophyta; Magnoliopsida; Solanales; Convolvulaceae. The record is from the annotation of a GenBank genome assembly.
GUUGUGAUAAAAAUGGAGUACUGAAGAAGGGUCCUUGGACUCCUGAAGAAGAUCUCAAACUCAUCCAAUAUAUUGAAGCUCAUGGACCUGGAAGCUGGAGAACCCUCCCUAAAAAUGCUGGGCUUCAAAGAUGUGGAAAGAGCUGUCGUCUUCGAUGGACUAAUUAUUUGAGACCCGAUAUUAAGAGAGGCAAAUUUUCUUUCGAAGAAGAAGAGAGUAUUAUCCAACUCCAUAGUGUUCUUGGAAACAAGUGGUCGGCUAUAGCAGCUAAAUUGCCAGGGAGGACUGACAACGAAGUCAAGAAUUAUUGGAAUACUCACAUAAGAAAGAGGCUUCUCAAGAGCGGCAUAGACCCCGUCACUCAUACUCCCCGCCUUGAUCUUUUCGACCUUUCCUCGUCUCUCCUAAACCUUAAUAUCUCCAAUGCGCUUCAUUUACAAGCCUUGAUAAACCCGGAGAUGUUGCGUCUUCUAUCCACUCUCACAGCAGCAAAGAACGAAUAUACUUCACACAAUUUAUCCCAAAAGCUUCUAGAGAGCUGCCAUUUCACAAAUGAUCAAUUAUUGUUUCAGAAAUUGUGGCAAGAAAACCAAGCCGCCCUAAUGAACAACCUCACGACCUCGACUUGCCCGACAUCAUCAAAUAACACGCAGCCGAUGAACACCGCUGCCGCUACCACAAGCCCCGUCGAGUUGAAUAAUAUUGGCCACGAGAAUACGAUUAAAAGUGCAGCCCAGUGCACAUUGACAUAUCCACGAGGCGAGUACCCGGGGAAUCCGCUCCCAAGACUUGAACACGUCACAUCUCGAUCACCCGACAACACCUUAACAUUCGACCACCAGAAUACGAUGAUGCAAGAAAAUUUGGUUCCUUCAAGUGAUUUUUUUACAAGUCCGGAGAGCUAUGGUUCCUUUGGAGUAGGACUUGGGAAUGAUGAGCCCUUAACCGAAAUGUGCAAUCACAAUAGUCAAAGGAGUUCCAGGUUUGAUUAUUCUUCAGUUCUUCCCACGCCUUUGUCGAGUCCGGGAACGGCUACAUUUGUUAACGGCGACGGCUGUACGGAGGAAAAGAAAGAACGUCAUUAUUACACUAAUAUGAUGGAAUUCUUUGAAAAUUCGUCUUGUUUUGAUGUCUAGAGCUUGCUGUAAAUAUUCUUUGCCACCGGUGGGCACUCGAUCUAUGCGUUUGUAUAUAUACACUAUACGUUUGUAUGUCG